Molecule: messenger RNA, 1392 nt
Organism: Colletotrichum phormii
Lineage: Eukaryota; Fungi; Ascomycota; Sordariomycetes; Glomerellales; Glomerellaceae
Exons: 1
Coding region: 1-1392 (463 amino acids)
Source: RefSeq, a predicted model, not a curated record
AUGUCGGCCAUCGCGCUGGGUUAUCCUAUGCCGACGCUUCUAAACUGGAACGGGGAAUUCAACAGGCCCGACUGGCACUUUGCCGGCUCCCAUAUUGCGAAGCUCGAGUCGCUUCUGGCAGUCAUUGAUGCGCUUUACGAAAAGGAUGACGGUGACGAUGUGAAUGAGAAUGAUCUGGUUCUCCUUGUGGAUGCCUACGAUAUAUGGUUUCAACUUCCCCCUUCCGUCCUGAUUCAGCGCUUCCACCAGCUGAAUCGCAAAGCCAAUAUCCGAGUGCAGACGCAAUGGGAGGAGAGUAGCCUGAAGGGCGGUUUCCCAAUUAGUCCCCCAACACAGAACAUCAUCGCCACCACGGCCAAGGAUUGCCAGCCGGACUGGGAGUCAGGGUCCGAUCCGCGGUACGACUACUGGCCUGACUCGCCCCUACCACGAGACUUCUACGGGAAGAAGACUGAUCAGAUGCUACCUCAUAUGUUUGAUUCCGCGAGGAAGUACAAGAAGAUUCGGCCCCGGUGCGUCAACAGCGGGAUGAUCAUGGGAACCAUCGACUCUCUACGAGGCGCUUUGCGAAAGAGCAAGGAGAAGGUCGACAAGGCCACCGCGAGCGGGCGGCAGCUCUGGAGCGACCAGGCGCUCUUUGCGGAGGUCAUUGGGGACCAGGAGGUCUGGCGCCACUGGGUCCGUGGUCUCUCUUCAACAUGGAACGGCUUUGUUUCUGAAGAGCAUCUCGGGAGCAUGCCGAAGGAGGUGCGGCGGAUUGCAGAUGCGGCACUGGCUGGUGAAAAGUUCGAGUUUGGUAUCGGACUGGAUUAUGAAUUUGCCACGAUCCCGCCUACCUGCUCCUCCGAAGACGACGGGUACUUUGUAGAGCUUGACGACGCCAAGGCGAUCGAGAGAGAGUCUGAAAGGGCAGGAGUUCCUGGUGACCUGAGAGUACAGGGCAUACCGGAGGAACUACGAGACGUUCCUCGGCCUCUUCCCGGGUAUAGCUGGGGUAACGUCUCGCUCUACACCGACUUCUUCUUUGGUACCGCGCCUGUGGGCAUACAUCACAACGCAUACAUCUUCGGCUUGAAGAAGUGGCGGUUGGAGAACUGGUGGAGUCUAACGUGGUUUUACCCUCACUUGCGCGAUCUCGUGAUGGGAGCUCUCGAUGCGAACCGGAAGUUGACACCUCUGACGAGACUUCUCACUCGCGGUGACAGCGGAAACGAGAUGGUUUAUUGGGCGGCGGAGGAAGAGAUGAAUGGAAAGAAGAGCGUUAGGGUGUAUGACGGUUCGGAAAAGCCGGGGAACUUUUCAUCCAUUGGUUGGGAUGGAAUAUGUCAAAAAGGAGAUGAAAAGUGGUAUGAUGCGCUGUUUGGAGACGGAAAGGGGCCGCUGGAGGUGUGA